Messenger RNA from Galleria mellonella (greater wax moth), 1229 nucleotides. RefSeq names its product non-structural maintenance of chromosomes element 1 homolog (gene Nse1). Bases 161 to 1018 code for a protein of 285 amino acids. The record is from RefSeq and is a predicted model, not a curated record. Gene Ontology annotation, cellular component: Smc5-Smc6 complex; nucleus. Gene Ontology annotation, molecular function: ubiquitin-protein transferase activity. Gene Ontology annotation, biological process: double-strand break repair via homologous recombination; DNA damage tolerance. NCBI's taxonomy places the organism in Eukaryota, Metazoa, Arthropoda, Insecta, Lepidoptera, Pyralidae. The transcript is spliced from 5 exons.
CAAAUUACUGUUUAUGUCAAUUUAAAUUUAAGUUUUCCGCCUUGUUUUAUUAUGACGAAUUCAAACAAGAGCAACAACAACAUAGCAGAUAAAUAUUUUGUUUUGUUGUUUUUUAUUGUGUUCUCUAUUAAAUGAGUUAAUAAAAUAAGCAGAAUUUAAAAUGAUUUACGGACCUCUUCAUCGUUUUCUUUUACGUUCAGUAAUUAGUCAAGGUGUAAUAUCUUUAUCGGAAGCUGAACGACUUCUUAAUGGAGAAGAGCAACAUAAAUCCUUACAAGAUUUGGUGAAAGAGAUUAAUGAUGCGAUAAGACCUUAUCAACAAACACUAAAAAUUACAAGAGAUGAACUGACUGAUGAAGAGGUCAUUGUAUUUUUGUCACUAGGGUAUGAUGAGGCAACUAAAGCACAAAAUGUGUUCUCAGCAACAGAGUUAGAAUACUUUAGGAUUCUUAUUGAGCAGAUAAUGACAACAGAAGCUAGACAGGUUACCAGUUUAAAUGCCAUUAAUUUGGUAGGAAGUAUGAAAUCAUCCUUUACCAAGACUGAUGCACAAAAACUUCUUAAUACAUGGUGUCGGAUGAGAUAUCUUGAAAAAGAAGAGAACAACUAUGCUUUGGGCGUAAGAGCUAUUCAUGAGUUUGAAAGCUAUUUCCGUCAAAAUAUGCCAGAUGUUGUUGAAGAUUGCUGUUUAUGUAAGCAAAUAGUUCUACGAGGCUUCAAUUGUCCCUCAUGUAGUCUUGCUGUUCACAAUCGUUGUCUUAAAAGAUAUUUAGAAAAAGUUGAAAAAUGGCCCUGUUGUAAGACAGAUUUUAGUGCAUCUCAGUUGGAACAAUUGCGUAAUGCAGACCAAGUGUCACAUACACAACAAUCGCAAGAGUCGGCAGAGUAUAACACUAUAGCAGAACUAACUCAGACAACUACUGCAGAUGUGGACUUAACACAGCAAGCUCAUGAUUCUGAGGGCAUUGUACCAGAGAUUUCACAAAGAAUCACUAGAAAGAGGAAACAUCGUGAGUGAAGAUGUAAGAGUACUUAGUUGGAACAGUUUUUGGUUUGUAGUUAAAUUUUUCUUGAUUUAUUAUGUUUGAUACCAGAGAUACUUGUAUUUGGCAUUUUCUGAUAUAUAUUGAUUACAUAGUAAGGCUAUUAUCACAAAAUUUUCUAGUUGUGAUAAUGAGGCAUUGUUAAUGUUGAUUAAUAAAGUCUUACAUUUCAAAUAUUUAUUUUAU